CCAAAGAAUUACCCUUUCAGCUUCAUUUCCAUUGGUUCAACAACUUAUACACUGCAAAGCAAAGCCAUCAAAUUCCCAUCAAUCAAUUAAAAGUUGGGAACUUUUAACAAAUCGGGUGUCCCAAAACACCCAAAGUUCCAUUUUGUGUUUAGAUCUUAAUGGCAUGGCCCUCUCAUUCCCUUCUGUACUCAAAUCCAGCCUUCUUUGCUUGAUUCUCCUUUCGUCUCUCUCCUUCUUCUUAUUCCUCCAAGCUCCACGAAAACCCCCAUUAAUCCCCAAAAGAUCGCUUUUUUCGACUUCUUCUUGUUAUACCCAACACUCUUCUGAUUCCGACAGUGCCCUCAUUGACUACCUUUACCUCCAUUACUGUCUUUUCAAUGCCAACUCUUUUCUGUCAAUCCCUUUCCUUUCUCUCCUCCUCCUCCUCGACUUUUACAUUCUCAUCAAAACGGCACAAUCCCAUUUCUCCGUCGCCACCACGAAGCUCUCUUCUCUCCUCAACUUGUCCCCUUCCAUGGCCGCCGUCACUCUUUUGGCCCUCGGAAAUGGUGCCCCCGAUGUGUUUGCCUCCCUCCACGCCGUUCGUACGGGUCAUUACAGGACUGGGUUCGGCGCGAUUCUGUCGGCCGGGACGUUUGUCUCCGCCUUCGUGGUGGGUUUCGUCGCUAUCUAUGCGGCCCCCUUUGGGGUAAAGCCGGCGCCUUUCAUAAGGGAUGUGUUGUUUUAUCUCACUGGGGCACUGUUCUUGUUCUAUGUGUACCUGAGUGGCGAGAUUUUUGUGUGGCAAGCUGUUGGUUUCGUUGCGUUUUAUGUGUUUUUUGUUGGGUUUGUGUUCUGGAUGGAUUUUGGGACCGGGAAAGAGGAGGAAAAGCCUGUUUUGGAGAAGGAAAUUGUGACUGAAGAUCACCAUUUGCUUGAUAAAAAUUUCGAUCUUGAGAGGGGUAUGAAUGUAGAGAAGAAGGCUUCAGAAAUUGCAGGAGUAUAUGAAAUGGUCUCAAAGGCAUGGGAGGUUCCUAUCUCUUUUCUUCUCAAGCUCACGAUUCCGCAAACUUCCCCUUCGGAAUGGAAUAGAUUCUACCUGUCGGCUAAUAUUGCCCUUUGCCCUCUAGCCCUAUUAUAUGUUUGCAACUCGUACAUGCCAUUCGACCACCCCAUCGUGUUCCUCCUUGCUAACACCCCUUUCCCUCUUUGGUUUGUUGUACUAUUUUCAAGCUUCUCUCUUGCUGUCCUUCACUUCAUAUUGGAAAAAGAACCUCCGAAGAACGAGCAAAUCCCUGUGGUGAUUAUAGCUUUCGUAAUGAGCGUGUUCUGGAUAUCUACUGUUGCUGGGGAAUUGCUGAACUGCUUGGCAGCCCUUGGAUCACUUCUAGAAUUGCCUCCGGCACUCCUCGGGCUCACAGUACUUGCAUGGGGAAACUCUGUGGGAGAUCUUGUAGCCGACGUUGCGGUUGCCAAAGCUGGCCAUCCGGCAAUGGCUAUGGCUGGAUGCUUCGCGGGACCAAUGUUUAACAUGCUCGUUGGGCUAGGAUCGGCUCUGGUAUUGCAAACGGCCGACGUUUAUCCUGAAGCCUAUAAGCUUAGUUUUCACAUUGGUAUUAUCAUUGCAUUCGUCUUCUUGCUUUUGAGCUUGAUGGGAUCUCUACUGGUCAUAACUUGGUCGAGAUUCCGGGUACCGAGGUUUUGGGGAUUAUGCCUCGUCUGCCUUUAUAUUGUUUUCACACUAGUUAGCUUGAUCAUCGCUAAGUUUUCCGGGUGAUCGGUUUGAUCCUUUAAGCUCAAGGCAUUCGAUUCAUAUAUGCGAUGAACACAACCGAUGAACUUCAAAGACGAGGUGUUGGAUUAGUAUAUAUAUACAUGCAUGGUGUCAAAGGAGGAUGGAUACAAGGAAUUGCCUGCAAAUUUUAGAUAUAAUUGUAGUCUUCAUAUCUGUUAGAUCCUCAACUAUUAUAAUCAACGUUUUGUUUAGAGCAAAUUGGAAUAUUAUACAAAUCAGAAUAAUUUCUGUGUAAAAGGUAAUUAGUCUGAGCAUACAGUGAUGUAUUUGUACUCAGUAGAUGCGUACUGGUUU
Hibiscus syriacus is the source of this 2068-nucleotide messenger RNA. RefSeq names its product cation/calcium exchanger 5-like. Bases 164 to 1756 code for a protein of 530 amino acids. Gene Ontology annotation, cellular component: membrane. The transcript has 2 exons. Gene Ontology annotation, molecular function: monoatomic cation transmembrane transporter activity. The record is from RefSeq and is a predicted model, not a curated record. NCBI's taxonomy places the organism in Eukaryota, Viridiplantae, Streptophyta, Magnoliopsida, Malvales, Malvaceae. Gene Ontology annotation, biological process: transmembrane transport; monoatomic cation transport.